AUGUCCAGGCUUCAUGCACAAUGGACUGAGCAACUCAACUCUCUCACAAUGCUUUAUCUGUCUAUUAAGACAGCCAAUCCAACCUGUGCACCGGUGCAUUACCUAGAACCCCUGCCAGAUAGCAACUACGUCAAGAUAUGGUGUAUCGACAUCUUUGAUGGUCGUUUGCAUGAAUAUAUACCUUGGGGUGGGACAGACAACUGCAUGCAUGCGCUCUUGCAUGCCGGAUACCUUCCCCCAACGCCAACGGACCCUCAGGUGGCCUUCUCCCUGCGAACACUUGAUCUCCUCCACUCGCUUUUCUGGGUGGCAUCAAAUUUUGGUAUUCAGAGCUUUUCUCGAUUGCUCACUGAUAUGCACAAGACUGUAUUCCAGCAUCAUCUGAAAACACAACUUUCACUCGCAUUUGACAUGUAUUACCGCAUCUUGUCUCAACUGCAUGGGUUGGUUCAGCGAGAACUUGGACAUGAUGUACCGGAUCAUCGGCUCAAGCAUUCAUGCCCUGCCUGCCACUAUAAAGUUGAGAAUGAGCAAGAGCGCCCUGUUCAGUUUAUCAUAACUGGCAAUGGGAACACGUCCCUCUCAUGGCUUCAUCAUCACUUCGAGGUGCUCAAAAGCAUUCACGAUGGGGAGCAUCAAACAAAAGAGGACCCAUUGGUGUCAACUAUAUCGGAUGCCUGCUUGGCUUGGAAGAAUGCCCAGCCAAUCCCAUUGAAGUCAAAGGCUGGAGCUCUGCAAGUUAUGGAUGAAACAGGUAUUUUUUCAGUUGUUUGUCGGCAUGGGAUUGUGCAGUUCCUCGCUGAUAUGGUUCAAAGUGGAGAGCUAGCAAAAUACUCAUUGGCUUCUACUGAGAAGCUCAUAGGCAUGUUUGGAAAGAACAUAUUAUUUGCGUAUGAUGUUGGGUGCAUGUCAUGA
This is a messenger RNA of Cantharellus anzutake, 915 nucleotides long. RefSeq lists its product as uncharacterized. Lineage: Eukaryota; Fungi; Basidiomycota; Agaricomycetes; Cantharellales; Hydnaceae. The record is from RefSeq and is a predicted model, not a curated record. Bases 1 to 915 code for a protein of 304 amino acids. The transcript is spliced from 7 exons.